AUGUUCUCCCUGGGAAUGAUGGGAGGAUACGUCAUGAAGAGAGAAUCGGAUGCCAUCUUUACCUAUGCUCCCCGCCUAUUGUCAGCUGAUACCCUGGUGGAAGAGUUUGCCCAACAAAUGCUACCAACAACUAGCAGUCAAGGUCAGCGAGAGGUACACAUUUGCCAUGAGAAUCCGUACAAAGAUUCUCUGCUACCCAACCACAGCUUUGCAACCGCAGAACUCAGGGCCCAGUUGUGGAUGGCCAAUAAAACCAACAUUCGAAACGCACUUUACUUUGACAGUCAUGACAAGAACACUCAUGCCAAGUUUAAUGCCUUUGACGUCAUGGCACCGUGCCAUCAAAACUGCACCGGUGACUGCGGGUCCGACGCCUCCAAAAUCGUGUGUGGGAUACAGCAUUUGCAAGAGGGAUGCAUCGUCUACUCGAUUGGGAGCAAUAACAAUUGGAUAUUCGAAGAGGAAAUCUACAACAUGACGCCCUGUCACAUUCAUACGUUUGAUUGUACGGGGCCCAAACAACGCUUCCAGCCCCCUGCAAUAAUUCGCAAUCGUCAUACAUUCCAUCACAUGUGUCUAUCCUCGCAUUCCGAGCCCACUCCUACCAAAAUUGUACCAACUGGUAGAAUUCGAAGCACCAUCAUGGGACCCAUGGAGACACUGGAAGGGAUGCAACGCAUGCUCAACCACACUCGGUUGGACCUGCUAAAGAUGGAUGUGGAAGGCUACGAAUUCCCACUAUUCGAAUCCUGGCCAGAAUUGACCGAUUUGACAGCAUCUUCCAAAGUCUUUCUUCCCAUGCAAGUUUUGGUGGAGAUCCACUACUCGACCCAUAUGAAAGACCUUCGACCAUCACAACCAGGAGUCCCCUUCAAGACUGAAAUUGAGUUGGUGGCACUGCAAGAACAUUUGUUGAAGAUGGGCUAUGUGGUGGCUGUGCGAGAUGACAACCGACUGUGUCGUCAUUGUACCGAGUUGACACUGUUGCGGCACAAAUGCAUCUAG
Messenger RNA from Seminavis robusta, 1005 nucleotides. Lineage: Eukaryota; Bacillariophyta; Bacillariophyceae; Naviculales; Naviculaceae. The record is from the annotation of a GenBank genome assembly.